Messenger RNA from Striga hermonthica, 909 nucleotides. Lineage: Eukaryota; Viridiplantae; Streptophyta; Magnoliopsida; Lamiales; Orobanchaceae. The record is from the annotation of a GenBank genome assembly.
AUGGCUUUGCUAGAACCCUUCUGCCGCCGCCAUUUUCGCCAGCUCCUCAGACUCCAAAACCCUCACUUAACAUCUUCAAGCUCGUCUCAACCCUCCGAUUCUUCGUUUCUUUCUUCAAAUUCCCGGAGACCCUUUUCUCUCUCCUCCCGGCCCUCUGUAACAUCGGAGAAGAAAACCCAGAAGCCGGCAAAGGCACUGAGUAAAUUCUUCAAAACCGCUAUUUCCGGUCUGGAAAGAACCGACAAUGGCUGCGCCGAGGCUGUCAACGGUGAGCCAGCGCAGCUGAAAGAAACUGGGGCUAAGGUUAAUCUGGCUGCGCUUUUUGCUGUUGGAAAGAAAGCAAAAGUUAAAUCAAACGUACCGAUCAAUUUUGGCCUCGAGGGUCCAAAGGUUUACGAAGAACUUCCGCCCGAGAUGCAAAUGUUUGCUCGAUGUUUGCACGAGAAGGGGUAUUUAGACUAUGCAAAUUUUCCGCGCAAGAAUGGAUUCGACGCAACGUGUUUUGAGACGAGCUACCGCCGUGAAUUUUUGAAGUCUGCAGCGGAGAAGUUUGCGAAAGAUCACCAGGAGAUUGCCAAAUGGUUGUCUGCUAGCGAUCUGAAAAAAAUAGCGCUUUUGGGGUGUCCAUCUUAUGAGCGUAGCUCCGUUUAUGCUGCUAAACACAUGCGCCAAUUCUUUAAAAUUGAGGAACAAAAGGUAUGCGGAAAGUGUACAUUGAGAAACUCGUGUAAGUAUGCUAAUAAGGGAUGGAAUAAAUCUAUUCAGCUGAGUUUGGAUAAAGUGAUCCAGGUCCUCGUUAUGUAUGCUAUGGGAUCAGUUCAUGAAGAUUUGUUGGUGCCUGAAGAUAUUAACAACUCUGUGAAUCGAUUGCUGAAGGAGAUAGUAAAUCUUAGUCAGCUACGUCAGUAA